Halichondria panicea is the source of this 1859-nucleotide messenger RNA. RefSeq lists its product as uncharacterized. Bases 72 to 1655 code for a protein of 527 amino acids. Lineage: Eukaryota; Metazoa; Porifera; Demospongiae; Suberitida; Halichondriidae. The transcript is spliced from 8 exons. Gene Ontology annotation, molecular function: protein binding. The record is from RefSeq and is a predicted model, not a curated record.
GUUGUGAACGACCUGAUAUAUAGCGUAGAUCUUGUGCAGUGAGUCAGUGCAGACUGCCAGUGUGUCUAUUGAUGGCUGAGUUGGAACCGUUUUUUUGCUGUAGGUCAAUAUUCAUAUUAUGCAUAACAUCGUUCAUCUUGCUGAGAAUGUGUGAUGCUCAGCUGCCUAACCCAUGCACAUCGAACUUGGAGGACAGUGGUGAUGUUCAAGAAGGUAUCAAUGUUUUUCUCACACCUGGUGCAAGAGUUGCUCAAGGAACUGAUAUUAUUUUUCUCUGCUGUUUUUACACUGAAACUACUAGAGUUGGAUUUAGUGUCCCAAUUUGGACGAUUGAGCCGAACAGCGAUGUUUUUAUUAUAGGACGUCCAGCGUAUGCUCAAUACCGUGGGAAGAAUUUGGUGUAUCGUUACCUGAACGCAACUGCAAAAGAAAACAUAAACAAUACCAGGGUUAGAUGUAGUUCAUCAAAUGAUUAUGAAAGCAAUUGGACCAAAAUUGUUGUGAUGGGUACACCCCCACCAACUAAUCCUAAGCUGGAAGUGGUUGAAGACACUCUUAUCAUUAGAUGGGAUCCAGUGUUUUCAUGGCCCGAAUACCCAAUAAUUGGAUACAGAGUAACACUUGUUCGAUCUAAUGGGUUGGAUUUGUUUGAUCAAACAACGAACAGUACAAGCAUCAGUAUUCCGAAACAACAAGAAAUUCUCCCUGUUAGAGAAUGUGAAGAGCUGGUGUUCUCUGUUAGUGCCAUCAAUGCACUCGGUGUAGGAGAACAGGGAAGCGUCGCAGGAGGUCUCCCUAAAGCAAAUGGUUUGAUGACAUACAAUUAUACAGUAAAGUUGAUUGUACUCUUUAAUGCUGAACUUAAGCCAAGAAUUAAAUUAUGUUUCAAGACUCCCUCCUUGUGUCCAUACCAAACUCUAAACUACACACUAUAUAUUGAGGGAGAAAUCAAUGGUAACUAUCAAACAGCGGCUAUGAGUGACCAACUCAAGAUUCAGGAUUCACCAGGUGAAAUUCACAUCAACACCCAUCCAAACCUCAGCUUUUCACUGCAAGAACACUACACUGUUUAUGUCACAUUGAUCACUUCUGGUAGCGAAGGUGUUAUCACAGAAUCAACGAAUUUCAGUACGAUUGUGAAUUUCCCUAACUGCUCUACAUCAGUGAAUGUCUUACAGAUUGUGUAUGCCUUGGGGGCUACUUGUGCUGCCUUGGUGAUCUGCAUUAUACUGGCACUGUGUGGCAUGUGUGUUACAAAAGGUCGCAAGUGCGUCACCAGAAGUAAACGCCGGACUCAACGUGAAAUGGUUGAAAAUCCUAUCUAUGCUGGGCCGAUAUACGAUAGUGUUAAUGAUGCGAGAGGACGGCUACUAUUGUCAGAAGCUUCCACACCCUCCAGUGUCGGCACACCGGAAUUCCCCCAGCCCAACAGUGUGAAGACUCUUGAGAACUCACUGUUAGCUCAGAGCUACGAGCCUCAGAAUCAGGCGACUGCUGAGCCGAGGUACAGCACGCACAACUCUGAUAGUGCUGACCAGUGCUACGUCAAGAUGAGAGGGAAGGUGGGCAGUACAACCAGCAAUGGAGUGAUAACCUUGGAUACGGUGAUGGAUGGAGAGUCUUCAAAUCCAUUUGCCCAAGUAUCUGAUGUCUGAUCAAUGAUCACUAUCAAUCAGAAAUGAAACAAUUCAAAGACAAUUAACAUUAUGCACUUCACACGCAAUAAUGCUUACAGCACCACCAUUAUGAAUUCUUGUAGUAUAAUUAUAGUGACAGUACAUUUUUUUUAUCAUGUAUAUGCAGGUAGUUUCUGUCAGAUUUAAGAUUUAAGAAGAGAUAAAGUGUACAUAAACAACUCA